AUGGCAGUUGCACUAGCUGCUGCGCACAAGGUGGCAGCUCGAUCACUUCGAAAUAAUGAAACAGCAAGAAAGCAGGAUAUAAAAUCUGGCUCGAUCAAACAUGAGAAUGAAGAAAAGUCUCUCAAAGAUGUUGAGAUUGGCUCAAAUCACAUUCCCAACCAGGCCGACCAGAUCUCUCAAUCCAUUUCUUCAACAUCCAAAUCAGACGGGCAGAAACGGUCGACUCGAUCUUCCACUUCUGCAGCCACUGUAGCGGAUUCGACGAACGAGAAUACUGAGCCUGAGGUGAAAAAGGAACAAUCUGCGUCAAUCAGGCCAGAGCAAAAGAUCGAAGAUCAACACACCCUUUCGACUAAUGAUGAGCAGACAAAGCAACCACAAUCAUCCCCACCUCCACGCCGUCGAGAAUCAACCAGAACUCGCAAACCGUCAAGCAGACUACUACCAUCUCCAUCUCCACCACCACAGCGAAGUAGUGGAACCAAGAAGACUUCGGUACCAUUAACCAACGCCCCAUCAUCAGAUAGAAUCAGUGUCCUAGCUAGCGGUCUUCCGGCAAUCGGCGAUAGUAGUACAGAUUCGGUCAUGAGCGAGCUAGUAUCUGGUCCUGGAAAGCGCAAACGUCGUCCAAGCACGAUGACCAGACCGCCUUCAACAAUCACAAAAGGGGAAGACGUCGAGGAUGAUGCAAUUACACUUCCUGUAUCCAAGAGCAAGGGCCGCACUUCAACAAAGAGCACGAGCCCAGAAGAGAAGGAAGUUGAACGCAUCAGCAAUGUAUCACAAAAGCCAAAGUCGAUUCAAAAGAAGACAAAGGGUGAACCUGGUCAUAUUCAAAAGAUCAAGCUGAGCAGGCCAAGCACAAGCACGAUUUCUGAAUCUGACACUAUGGAAGCAAGUCAAUUGCUGCCUGCUGAUACCACGACUCAAGAUGACGCAUACGACUCUGAUGGUGGCUUCCAAAGCAUUCCGAUUGCAUCUAAUUCAAAGAUGUCACGUAAAUCCAUCUCGAAAGCGCCCGCAGAAAUGACAGUGGAUCUCAUGCGAUCAUUUUCCGCAGCUUCAGCCGCUGGUUCCGAACCUCCUCCACUGAUUUCGCGAAGAGGCGGAUUGAAAGGUAGCAUCACACUUCAUCGACAAAGCAGCAAACCAUCCAGCUAUGGUCAUCAUCAAACCCAGCCAAAUUCGCACAAAUGGUCAUGGGAUCGAGCAGGAGUUAAUGUGCCAUAUUUGCGUUUCAAGCUGGACAAUCUUCCGUCAAAGGUUGAGGAUGAAGAGAGCAGCGCUGCAGAAGAGGAAGAUGAUUUCCAUGUUGCAAUGCUCAAUAAUGACAACUUUGAUGCGAUGAGUGAUGCUGAUGAAGAUGAGCCUAGAGCAACGACAGCAUCGACAAAGAGCAGCCCACGCGCAUUCAAAAGUCAUGACAGUAGCGAUAUUGACGAUACGCCCGCUACUACUCCUCAAAGUCCACGAUCGACAUGCGAUGGACAUGAGAGAAGGUGCAGUCAGGAUAGAACGAUUGCUCGAACCAGUCAAGAAGUGGAAGAACCAAAAGGUAGAAGUCGAACAGUGACUCGGGAUGCCGUCUUUGCUCACGCCUUGGAGCCGUCCGCCAAUCGACCGCAUACUCAUGCAGGAGCAUUGACGCUUUCGCUGCCGUAUGAUGAGAUGACAAAUCCCAACGAUGACGAUUCAGGCGCCAAAGAAGCUCUUUUGGUCACCGAAAGUGUCAUUAAAGCGGAAGAUGUAGACGCUCACCCCUCACACGACGAAGCUGAUGUCGGAGGUGUGGCAUCGGAAUUACUUGGUCCCGCAGGCUCUUUGGAUGUUCAACGUCAAAUGCUCUCAAGCCCCAACCCAAGCAGUGCUUUCGUCAGUCCUCUAAUGUCAAACGUUCAAUUGGUCAAAAGCGAGCCCACUCCUCUGGCUCUUCCGCCUUCAUACGCUGAUGGGGCUCGUAAUGAAAAGUCCAAAUUGAGCAAAUCUACUCGCUUUGAUUCAGCAAGCUCUUCUGAUAUUGAAGAAGAUGACGACGAUGGGGAAAACGGAUACAGUCAAAUUCCUAUGGCAUUCGGUCCACCGGAGAGUGUUUGUUUGUCGGAACUAGACAGAGCAUGGGAGCAAGGCGAAUAUCUACUUCGAGCUAGAAAGUUGGCCAAUACCUCCUUCGAGAUUGCUGAUGAAGAUGUUCGGGGUCCCAUCAAAGACACGAGCAGCGGUAAGCGUACAUCUGACAUGCAAGACGAAGAAGAUCAGGUGGAAGAUGAAAGUCAAAGAAAGAAGACACGAACGCCAGUCAAGCAGACCAAGGGCGUAUCAAAAGCGUCACCAACGACCAACACUCGUUCCACUCGUCGCAACACUCGGAGAUCUAGCGGCGUACGCUCCUAG
Molecule: messenger RNA, 2391 nt
Organism: Meira miltonrushii
Lineage: Eukaryota; Fungi; Basidiomycota; Exobasidiomycetes; Exobasidiales; Brachybasidiaceae
Exons: 1
Coding region: 1-2391 (796 amino acids)
Source: RefSeq, a predicted model, not a curated record